AGCAUCCGCGCCGCGACGCGAACCCCAUCGCAGCCAGUUCACACGUCUGUCUCGUCUCCUCGUCGCGCCGCGCCGCGCCGCCCCGCUCCGCCCGCCGCAAUGCCGAAGAAGAUGGGAGUCAACACCAAGGCGGAGGCGGCGCGCGAGCGACGAAGCGCCGCCGAGGCGGAUCGCCGCGACCGCGACGCUCGCGCCAAGGAGGAGGCCUACUGGCAGGCGGCCGAGGGCCCCAAGUCGCGCUCCGCGCGCCGCCGCGAGGAGGACGCCGAGAAGCGCGCCGAGGCGGCCGCACGCCGCGCGGAGAACCGCCGCCUCGCCGAGCUCGAGCAGCAGCAGCUCGCCGCCGCCGCGCGGCGCCCCGACCGCAAGGCCGCACGCGUCGGCGGCCCCGUCGUCCCCAAGGUCACCGAGGCCGAGCUGCUGCGACGCCGGGAGGAGGAGCGGAUCCGCCUCGAGCGCGAGGCUGAGGCCGCCAAGAAGCGACAGGCCCGCACCGCCGAAGAGGAGGAGUACGAGCGCGUCGUGCUCGUCGCCAACACCAACAGAGACGACUCCAUCAUCGAGGCACGGUCAGUGGAGGACGCCAUCGUCAAGAUGUCCAUCGCUGCCGAGCCUGCGCUACCACCGGAUCGCCACCCCGAGCGCCGCCUCAAGGUCUCGUACAAGGCUUUUGAAGAAGCAGAGCUAGCCAAACUCAAGGAGGAAAAGCCUGGGCUGACUCUGCAUCAGUACAAAGAUAUGAUAUGGAAGUUGUGGAAGAAAUCUCCAGACAACCCUCUCAAUCAGGCUGCUGAUUGAUUUCAUGAUUACCUUACCACAUUGGAGCCAACAACCUGGCAUCUUUCUUUUGGUUCUUUAUGAACACAAGGCCACCUGUAAAGUAUUUACUUUUAGAGUCAAAUCUCCUUUUGUUUCUGCAUCAUUGGUGCAAUUUAGCAAAUGUGAGAUCUGUACACCGGAAGAGUACAAUGUAACAUGCUAAGAGUGUUUUUUGAUAAAGAUAUUUGAUCUAUUAUUUAUUCAUUGAAGGAAUAAACAUAUACUUUUAUGUA
This is a messenger RNA of Oryza sativa Japonica Group (Japanese rice), 1052 nucleotides long. RefSeq lists its product as uncharacterized. Gene Ontology annotation, cellular component: nucleus. The record is from RefSeq and is a predicted model, not a curated record. Lineage: Eukaryota; Viridiplantae; Streptophyta; Magnoliopsida; Poales; Poaceae. Gene Ontology annotation, molecular function: transcription coactivator activity. Gene Ontology annotation, biological process: transcription by RNA polymerase II.